AUGGCGCAUGAUGAUGAACAAGAUAAGAAACUUGAACAUACAAACAUGUUGUCAACUAAUACAUCAGAUUUUACGCGAGACACCAUUGAUAUAAAUGAUAUUAGUGACAACCUCGAUAUCGAUGCUCUAAUUGGCUCAUCAAAUACAGACUUUGGCGAAUUCUCAUUUUUUGAUAAUGCGCUUGACAGUAAUGAAAUGUCAGCAUUAUUGAGCCUUUUACCCAGUGAAUCAAAUGAAACAGAACAGUUACCACAAAGCAAUUUCGUAGAAAGUAAUGAUCAAACGUAUAUCAGUGAACCACAAUCAGUGUAUUCGCAAACAUCAUAUACCACCAAAGGUUAUGCACCAGAAGAGCCUAAUGCUACUGCGAAUUCAUUUACUGCACAUAUUAUUGUUCAACAACAAGAGCGCUUAAUUAAAACAGCAGCAAGAUCACGAAGAAAUAACUACGAUAGUCGACAUCCAAGCAGUGUCAAGCCUGUUGAUUAUUUAAUAAAUCCAAAUGGCUGUGAACCGUGUACUACUGUACAAAUGCCCAAUAAUUUUGCAUAUCAACAACAACUUCUUCAAUUUGAUGCUGCAGUGUCAAAGAAAAUUGAAAUUAAAUGCGAACCACGUUCGAAAUACCGUCCACGAACACAAAAUGAAAGUAAAAAUUCAGCACACUAUGUGCGAUGUGAAGAGGGUGUUAAGCCUGAAUACCCAACAAUUUCGAUCCCCACGGAAUGGAAUUUUCAAUCCGACGUGAAUCUUAUUGAAGUUGCACUUAUGAGUAUAGAUAAACAAGUCCAUCCAUACGCUAUUGAUAAUAAAACUAGCUCAAAUAUAUUUGAAGACAGUACAUUAAUCUUUAAACCAAAGGGUUCCAAUGCUUUAUACUUUCGUGUAACAAAGGAAGAUUUCCUAAAUAAACAAAAAACCUUUAUGAUUGAAAUCAUUAAAAGUAAACAAGAUAAUAAUAUAACAAAAGAGUUGAUUCGUACGCGACAACUUGAACAUUCGAUGUUUCGCUUUACACGUCACUUUCAAGUGGGAAAAGGAGAUUUUCAAUGCGAUGAAGGCAGUACAGAAUAUUCUUGUAUUAUGAGUGAAGCUUAUGGUGAUGUUGAAGUUGAACAUAUGGGUCCACGAUAUGGACCAAUGUGCGGACAAGAGAUGGUUUAUGCUGUUUUAAAAGGUCGUAUUCUGAAAAAUGAUUUAAAGAUUGAGAUUGUUCAAUAUUCAAGUGGAUGGACAUAUUCAGUACAAAAUUUUACUAAAAAUGGAAAUAUUAUUUAUUUUCUAAUGCCUGCUGUUCCACAUCAACAAUGCGAUACUGUGACAGUUGAUAUCAUCAUUUAUUAUAAAGGAUUAGAAUUAUAUCAAUCACCUUAUCUAUAUAAAGGAUCAUUAGAUCAAGAAUUAGCUUCACUUCAUUUAAAUGAUCCAGGCAUCACCUCUGUUCCAUUCUCAACGUCACAGAGUUUCGAUGUCUUUGAGUUCUUGGCGGCUACAGAUAUACGUCCCACUUUAUCUCGAAAAGGAUCGACACAUAAGUCGACGAAACGUCUACGUCACACUUAA
Molecule: messenger RNA, 1563 nt
Organism: Rotaria socialis
Lineage: Eukaryota; Metazoa; Rotifera; Eurotatoria; Philodinida; Philodinidae
Source: the annotation of a GenBank genome assembly